AUGGGGAAGCCAUACCAGCCGUCCUGCUCUACGGUUUCAUCAGAAUGGUCUGACACUCCUGUCGUUCACAAGGCGACUCGAGAUGUCUCGCAUCUGAGCGAGACACUUCCUACCAGUCGACAGACAGUUCUUGCCGAUCUGGGCCAUGCGGUUCCCGAAGUCUCUGUCGCAUUUUUCUUCGAGAGCGUCUGUCCACGGAUAUCUUCGCGGGACGAUUUGCUUGUCGACAAAGUCUUAUCGAGACUGACGACGGGUUCGAACACGAUCAUCGAUGAUGAGACUGGCCGAUGGAUGGAUUUCGUAGUCUCUCCAAGCGAGUCAUCUCAACGCGAGGAUCUGACGUUCAAGCCUCUGGAGGAUUUGAUUAAAGUUAUUGGAGAUGCUGCCGUGAAUGAAGACCCCGAUUUUACACCUCAUUUCGUGUUCGAGAAUUCGCCUUACGUAUCACCUGCGUCGGACCAUUGGAACUCAUCUUCACGCCCCGACGGAUACUUUCGUGUUCGUGGCUCAGAGCAAGAGGGGGAGCAGAUGGCGCCUCAUUGGAAGGACAUUGCAUUGAGUGCAGAAUACAAGAAAUACACUUUGAAGGAGACAAGGGACGACGUAGUGGCUAAGGUGAUCUGGGGGAUGCGCCACUCAAUGAGGGAAGAUCCACGGAGACGAUUUACGUUUGGGCUGACGAUAGAAGAUUCAGAAACGCGGCUGUGGUAUGCGAGUCGGGCAGACGUGAUGGUGACGGAAGCAUUUGACUUCUUGAAGGACUAUAGAAGUCUUGUUCACCUAGUAUUAGCAUUCUUGAGCGCCGAUUUUCAGGAUGUCGGAUAUGAUCUUACGAUGGCGGCCCUCUUGGACGACAAGGGUAAUGCUCUGCUCGACCCCGAUAACAAGCCUCGAUUUGACAUCACCGUGCAUGCGGAGGAUGGCUCGGAGACUAUCUUCCGUACGAUGCGUCUUAUUUCUUUCAUUGGUACAGCAGCAUUGCAGGGGCGGGGUACACGGGUGUGGGAGGCAAGACGAGUCAAAGCUGGCAAGGAGAGUGGUGAUCCUGUCGUCCUGAAGGACUGCUGGGUCGACUCCGAUCGGUUUCGAGAAGGCACAGUCAUGAAGAUGAUUCGACAAUCUGCUGCCAACGACGAGGGCCGCAAGGUGCUCGACGACCACCUCUUGACUGUAGCUUGUUCUGGCGAUGUACAUGUGAAUAGUGGUGUGGACGACCAUACACGGGACUUGAUGACUAAAGGCAAGGAGAUUUCACUCAAAUCUGGAAAUUUUUCGCUGCGAGUACGCUCGGAUAAGUCAACGCAGAAAACCACCGCAAGUACCAGCCAGAGUGAUCGCCGUGCGGGUACCCAGAAAGGAUCGGGCAGGAAGGAGAGUUCUGACAUGAAGCGCGGGUCAAAUACCGCGCCGAAGGGUAGUGCGGGUCAUCAUCGUGAUGGCGAGCCACCACGUCAAGACAACCCUCGCCGAUACUAUCAAUAUCACCCGAAAGCUCAUUAUCGCAUUGUAUUCGAGGAAGUCUGCAACGCUCUCUAUCAGGAGACGUCGUUAAUCCCAAUCUUCAACUAUCUCUCCCAGACAGCUUUAGUUCUGAAGUUUCUUCACGCAGCCGGUUGGGUGCACCGUGAUCUCAGCACAGGUAACAUACUCAUCUUCGAUGGAAAGGUGAAGCUGGCCGACUUUGAGUAUGCGAAGCAGUUGGACGACCACUCCGACCCUCACGACAUACGUGCUGGAACUGCUGACUUUACAUCAAUCGAAGUUGAUCAGAAAGAGUACUUUUUCCGGCCGCAAAUGGAGGAGGUAGAUCCCGAGAAGAUGUUUGCAAUACUUAAAGCAGAGCGUGAGGGAUCCCAGAUUCUCCGGCAAAAUACUCAGCCGGACGAAGUUGCAUUUCGGUACAAUCCUCUUCAUGAUUUUGAAUCACUAUGGUGGAUUUCUGUUCAUUGGUUAUUCACGAAAUCAGUUAUCAAAAUUGACCAGGACGUCCCUCCACCUCACGAUCACCAGAAGCAACGAUUAUGGGCCGCACGCGUGUUUUAUUCGCUCGGUCAUAGACAAUCUACUUUGAGCACCAAUUCCUCUUUUCAAUCUGCAAUUGGCGGCCUAUCCCCGGUCCUCAAACUCUUUGGGAGAACGGUGGAAAUACUUAGGAUGCAGCUCAUAAGGCGCUAUACCGCAGUAGAAGUGGACUUAUCAAAGAUACCCAGCCGCGUGGCAGCGGGCGACAUACCUGGACAUUUUAUCUUGCUCUUCGGGGAACUUGGAUGUCGUAAAGGAGAUAUUCUACUUGGUCACCUUCCGGAUACCGACCCUGCUACGCCAUCCGUGCAACCUGAGCCAUCUGGCGUGCAGCCUCAACCUCCCGUGGGCCCCGCCCCUCCCAAAGAACAACCGAAACCAGAGGAUCAAACCAAGCGUUCCAAGGGGACGCAUCUAUUCGGGGAGCCACAUGCGGAGCAGCACUCUCGUGGGUCUCGCGUCAAGAAACUAGAAGGCACUCGGAUGCAGACCCGUUCGAUGACUGCCAACAAAAGAGCUGAAAACGCCAUUGCGACAACUCGCAAUGGGGAAGCCAUAUCUGCCAUCGUGCUCUACGACCUCAUCGGAAUGGGUGAGCAGCCAGUCACUCCGCCACGAUCUCAUAAGCCUCUUGAGACACAGUCUGAUACUCCCUUCGUUCAUAAGGCGACUCGCGACAUCUCGCAUUUAAGCGAGACGCUUCCUGCUAGUCGACAGACAGUCCUCGCUGAUCUGGGCGACGCGGUGCCCGAAGUCUCUGUCGCAUUCUUCUUCGAGAGUGUCUGUCCACGGAUAUCCUCGCAGGAUGAUUUACUUGUCGACAAGGUCUUGUCAAGGCUGACGACGGGUUCGAACAAGAUUAUCAAUGAUGAGACUGGUCGGUGGGCAGACUUCGUGAUAUCUCCCAGCGAGUCGUCGAAGCGCGAGGACCCAACAUUCAAACCACUAGAAGACUUGAUGAAGGCUAUUGGAGAUGCUGCUGUGGAUGAAGAUCCCGAUUUUCAAUUCAAUUAUGUAUUUGAGAAUUCCCCAUCCAUAUCACCUGCAUCAGACCACUGGAACUCCGCAUCGCGCCCCGAUGGAUAUUUUCGUGCCCGCAAAUUGGGGAAGGCCCUUGCGCCGAAUCCUCACUGGAAAGAUAUUGUAUUGAGUGCAGAAUAUAAGAAGUAUACUAUGAACGAGACUAGAGAUGACGUGGUAAGCAAGGUCAUUUGGGGGAUGCACCACUCCUUUCGGGAAGAUCCGCGGAGGCGAUUCACUUUCGGGCUGACAAUUGAAGACUCGGAAAUGCGGCUUUGGUAUGCGAGUCGGGCAGAUGUGAUGGUUACACAAGCAUUUGAUUUCUUAACGGAUCAUAGAACCUUGAUCCAUUUGGCACUAGCAUUUUUGAGUGCCGAUGCUCAGGAUGUUGGGUAUGAUCCCACCAUGAAGGCCCUCGUCGAUACCAAGGGCAAUUCUCUGCUCGACGCUCAAGAUAAGCCUCGAUUCGACAUCACAGUACAUGCAGAAGAUGGUACCGAGGUCAUUUUCCGUACCACGCGCCUGCUUUCUUUCAUCGGUACGGCUGCGUUGCAAGGACGUGGCACCCGCGUGUGGGAAGCCAAGAGGGUCGAGCACGGUCGGGAGAGUGGAGAUUCCGUUGUGCUGAAAGAUUGUUGGGUCGACUCCGACCGAUUACGAGAAGGAACAAUCAUGAAGAUGAUCCGGGAGUCUAAAAUCAGCGAAGAAGGACGGAGGGUUCUUGAUGAGCAUCUCCUGACAGUUGUCAGCCAUGGGGAUGUUCGCAUGAGGGGCAAUUUUGUUGACCACACUCGAGAGUUGAUGACGCAAGGCAAGGAGAUAUCACUUAAGUCUGGUACCUUUUUGUUGCGGACGCGUCCAGUCAAUGUGGCACAGGAGACAACAAAUGGAACCACUCAAGACAAUCGUCGUUCAGAGACUCAACGCGCAUCGGGCAGUAAGCCAGGCUCCGGUCGCUCGGACGCGAAGCGCAGAUCGAAUACUGCGCCAAAGGGCGAUGCGGGUCAUCAUCGUCAUGACGAACAAGGGUCCGUAGUGGAGCAUCAUCAAUACUACCAUUAUCAUCCAAAAGCGCACUAUCGGAUCGUUUUUCAAGAAGUCUGCACUGCACUUCACUACGAAACAUCGCUAUUCCCCAUCUUUGGAUAUCUUUCUCAGACUGCUACAGUGCUACGGUUUUUGCACGAGGCCGGCUGGGUACACCGUGACUUAAGUACGGGGAACAUUUUGAUAUACAAUGGCAGAGUCAAACUGGCCGAUUUUGAAUACGCAAAGCGACUUGGUGCCGUGGCUUCACAUGAGAUUCGAACUGGUACAGCUGAUUUCAUGGCCGUGGAAGUUGACCUCCAGAACUAUUACUUCAAAGAGCGGCAUUUGAACCUCGAUAUUUACAAGUUUGCAGCGGCGUAUCCUGUCACCAGAGAGCAAAGCGUACUCCCUCCUGCUGAGUCGAUGCCGGUUGCAUUCCGAUACAACCCCCUUCAUGAUUUCGAGUCGCUCUGGUGGAUGUCCGUGUAUUUCCUACUCAACAAAAAGAUUCGACGUGUAGAUCAAAAAAAUCCUCCACCUCACCAAUACGUUCAACAACGAAUUCGGGCCGCGGAGAUUUUCUAUUCGUUGGCUAGUCGGAAGUCAGCUUUGAGCUGGGAGCCUGAAUUUCAGUUUGUGAUCGAGAGCUUAUCUCCAAGCGUGCACAACAUUGGUGAAGCUGCCAACGUGCUCAGGUCUUCCCUUGUGGCUCGUUACAGAGAGAUAGAGAGAGAUACUGAAAACAUCGGUCAUACGGCAGCAGGUACUAUUCACGAGGACUUCGCUGUCAUCUUUGGCGUGGUUGCGCGAACCCCUGGGGAAAUUCUCAUCGGCCCUCUCCCACGGAAAGGUUCUCGCAAAAAAGUUACUGGAAGCAUUGAGCACCAGGCUGAGCAGUCUCGGGAACCAAAGAAGGCCCUGAGUCAGGGUUCCAAGGAGGGUGACGCCGCUCCCAACCCACUCGAGCGACCGCAGGCGCAGAGACUCGAGUCCGGUACGAGAAUCAAGCGGAUGGAAGGGCUUCCACCUCCCAUGCAGACUCGUUCGAAAACCAGACAGCUUGCUGCAAGCGCAAAGGCGGACUUUGAAGGGACAUGA
Molecule: messenger RNA, 5169 nt
Organism: Fibroporia radiculosa
Lineage: Eukaryota; Fungi; Basidiomycota; Agaricomycetes; Polyporales; Fibroporiaceae
Exons: 11
Coding region: 1-5169 (1722 amino acids)
Biological process (GO): protein phosphorylation
Molecular function (GO): ATP binding; protein kinase activity
Source: RefSeq, a predicted model, not a curated record